Molecule: messenger RNA, 1451 nt
Organism: Panicum virgatum (switchgrass)
Lineage: Eukaryota; Viridiplantae; Streptophyta; Magnoliopsida; Poales; Poaceae
Exons: 8
Coding region: 228-1085 (285 amino acids)
Biological process (GO): protein ubiquitination
Cellular component (GO): membrane
Molecular function (GO): zinc ion binding; ubiquitin-protein transferase activity
Source: RefSeq, a predicted model, not a curated record
GAGAGAGAGAGAAAAAAUCGCGUGGUAUUUAGACCCAAGCCCAAGGGAAAUUCGACGACGAGAUUUUUUUUUCCAGUCUCCCCAGCCGUGCGACGACCCGACCGGAAGGAGGAGAGGAAGGAGGAGCCCGCCGCCGCCGCCGCCGCCCCCGCCGCCGCCGUUGGUGAGGAGUUUGGUUUCUGAGAGGGGGUGCGAUUGCGAGGGUUACAGGGGAGGAGGGAUUUGGGAUGGCCGACCAGGAUCAUGUGGUGGUUGAUGUGGACGGCUUGGCGAAAUCCAAGGCUGAUGGGGUCGCCGAGAAGACAGUUGAGGGUGUGACCGCCUCGGCGGCUGCUGUGUCUCCGUCCGCGGUCAUUGACGUGGUCGAUGAGGAGGAGGUGGGCGGUGGGGAGGAGGAGCCGCUCAUCCAGGCAGCCGAGUGCCGCAUAUGCCAGGAGGAGGACAGCGUCAAGAACCUCGAGAAGCCGUGCGCUUGCUGCGGCAGCCUCAAGUAUGCUCAUAGAGCUUGUGUUCAACGCUGGUGCAAUGAGAAAGGAGACACUACAUGUGAAAUUUGCCAUCAGGAAUACAAGUCUGGUUACACCGCACCACCUCGUGUUGAACCAGAUGAGACAACCAUAGACAUUGAUGGAGAUUUGAUUAUGGAUUUGCGUGACCCAAGAAUUCUCGCUGUAGCAGCUGCCCAGCGUCGUCUUCUUGAGGCAGAGUAUGAUGGUUAUGGUACUACAGAUGCAAGUGGUGCUGCAUUCUGCCGUUCUGCUGCACUUAUUUUAAUGGCACUGUUGCUGCUCAGGCAUGCAUUAUCCAUCUCAGACAAUGAAGGAAGCGAUGAUGAUGCUUCUACCAUGUUCUCACUUUUCUUGCUGCGAGCUGCUGGGUUUCUGCUGCCGUGCUAUAUCAUGGCGUGGAUCUUCAGUAUUUUGCAUCGCCGGCGUCAAAGACAGGAAGAGGCUGCACUGGCGGCAGCAGAGGUGGCCUUCAUCCUACAGUCAGCCCGGGGACGUGCCCUCCAGUUUGCCAUUGCUCCAGAUUCCCCUGCCACUCCGCAGCAGGAGCAGGAGCCAUCACCGCAGCAACAGCAAUAACUAAUGACGCAGCAACAGUAGUUCAUCACGACUACUGACCAUACCCGUACAUCCCUGGUUGUUUCGUUGUUUAUGCCCACUGAUUGAAGAAGGUUAGGCCAGCUCGGCUUCUGCUGCUUCCUAUUUGCCAAGUAGGAUGCCCCACACACACUUCGAUUCCGCGGAAACUCUCUGUACCUUUGUGUUCGAGCUGAGUGUAAUCGAAGCAUCGAACUUAAUGUAAAUUCGUUUUACAUUCUCCCGUUGAGUUACUAUGACCGGAAUUUGAGUUUUAUUUCAUUCCUUUGGAGGACGUGUCUGAGUAAAGUGACAGGUGCGAUGGUGAUGCAAAAAUAAUUUCUGGUAGAAAUUUGAGUCUAAUUUUCA